This is a messenger RNA of Suncus etruscus (white-toothed pygmy shrew), 4656 nucleotides long. RefSeq names its product diacylglycerol kinase delta (gene DGKD). Bases 15 to 3653 code for a protein of 1212 amino acids. NCBI's taxonomy places the organism in Eukaryota, Metazoa, Chordata, Mammalia, Eulipotyphla, Soricidae. Gene Ontology annotation, molecular function: ATP-dependent diacylglycerol kinase activity; protein homodimerization activity; protein heterodimerization activity. The transcript has 30 exons. Gene Ontology annotation, biological process: lipid phosphorylation; diacylglycerol metabolic process; intracellular signal transduction. The record is from RefSeq and is a predicted model, not a curated record.
GCUGGCCCGGCAGCAUGGCGGCGGCGGCGGGUCCCCCUCCGCCGGGGCCGCCUGAGCCUUCGCCGCCGCCGCCGCCCGAGGAGUCGUCGGACAGCGAGCCGGAGGCGGAGCCCGGGGCCCCGCAGAAGCUCAUCCGCAAGGUGUCCACGUCGGGCCAGAUCCGCCAGAAGACCGUCCUCAAAGAGGGCAUGCUGACCAAACAGAACAGCUCGUUCCAGCGCUCCAAAAGAAGGUACUUCAAGCUGCGAGGGCGAACCCUGUACUAUGCCAAGACUGCCAAGUCGAUCAUCUUUGACGAGAUGGACCUGACAGAUGCCAGUGUGGCCGAGUCUAGCACCAAGAAUGUUAACAACAGCUUCACGGUCAUCACCCCUUGUAGGAGGCUCAUCCUGUGUGCGGACAACAGGAAAGAGAUGGAGGAUUGGAUCGCAGCGCUCAAGACUGGCCAGAGCAGGGAGCACUUUGAGCCUACCCAGUAUACCAUGGACCACUUCUCGGGCACGCACAACUGGUAUGCCUGCUCCCACGCCAGGCCCACCCACUGCAACGUGUGCCGUGAGGCCCUGUCGGGGGUCACAUCUCAUGGGCUGUCUUGUGAAGUGUGUAAGUUCAAGGCCCACAAGCGCUGUGCAGUGCGGGCCAGCAACGACUGCAAGUGGACCACACUGGCAUCCAUCGGGAAAGACAUCAUUGAGGACGAGGAUGGGAUCUGCAUGCCUCACCAGUGGCUGGAGGGAAACCUGCCUGUGAGCGCCAAGUGUGCGGUGUGCGAGAAGACGUGCGGCAGUGUGCUGCGCCUGCAGGACUGGCGCUGCCUCUGGUGCAAGGCCAUGGUACACACAGCCUGUAAAGAUGCCUUAGCCACCAAGUGCCCCCUGGGUCUCUGCAAAGUGUCCGUCAUCCCUCCCACGGCACUCAACAGCAUCGACUCAGAUGGCUUUUGGAAGGCCUCGUGUCCUCCAUCCUGCACGAGUCCCUUGUUGGUCUUUGUCAAUUCCAAGAGUGGGGACAACCAAGGGGUGAAGUUCCUCCGGAGAUUCAAGCAGCUACUGAACCCUGCCCAGGUCUUUGACCUCAUGAAUGGAGGCCCACACCUCGGCUUGCGCCUGUUCCAGAAGUUUGACACCUUCCGGAUUCUGGUAUGCGGCGGGGACGGCAGCGUUGGCUGGGUCCUCUCUGAGAUUGACAACCUCAACCUUCACAAACAGUGUCAGCUUGGUGUGCUGCCACUAGGCACGGGGAAUGACCUGGCCCGUGUGCUGGGCUGGGGCUCAGCCUGUGAUGAUGACACCCAGCUCCCCCAGAUCUUGGAGAAGCUGGAACGAGCCAGCACCAAGAUGCUGGACAGGUGGAGUGUCAUGGCCUAUGAGACGAAGCUCUCGAGGCCGGCCACCGCCUCCACCUCUGCCACCGACUGGAACGAAGGCUCUGAGGUGCAGCAAAUCCUUUUCUACGAGGACUCUGUCGCUGCUCACCUUUCCAAGAUCCUCACAUCUGAUCAGCAUUCAGUGGUCAUCUCUUCGGCCAAGGUGCUCUGUGAGACGGUCAAGGACUUCGUGGCACGAGUGGGCAAGGCUUAUGAGAGGGCGACAGAGAGCUCAGAGGAGUCAGAGGACAUGGCCAAGAAGUGCUCUGUUCUGAAGGAGAAGCUGGAUUCUCUGCUCAAGACCCUGGACGACGAGUCCCAGGCCACAUCUUCUCUGCCCACACCACCCCCGACCAUUGCAGAGGAGGUGGAGGACGGCGAAGGCACAGGUGGCAGCUGCAGCUCCGCUGGGGACCGGCCCCUCGGCUCGGCGUGCUCUGCCCGUCCGCAGAUCUUCCGGCCCCGCGAACAGCUCAUGUUGAGAGCCAACAGCCUGAAGAAGGCCAUCCGCCAGAUCAUAGAGCACACAGAGCGAGCUGUGGAUGAACAGAACGCGCAGACGCAGGAACAGGAGAGCUUUCUCCUGGGGCUAUCGGACAAGAAGGACCUAUUGCCCUCCGACAGGCUGGGCCCUGGCCAGGGUGAGAGUGGCAGUGCCAAGGCCCGAAGCCUUCGUAAAGUGUCCAGGUCCCCCUGUGAGAAGCUGAUGAGCAAAGGAAGCUUAUCCCUGGGCAGCUCUGCAUCCCUUCCACCCCAGACAGGAAGCCGGGACAGCCUGCCGGCACUCAACACCAAGAUCCUUUUUCCCACUGUGCGUCCAGGGAUGUCUGGGUCAUUGCCGGGAGGCUCUGUCAUCAGUCGUCUGCUGAUUAACGCAGACCCCUUCAGCACGGAGCCCGAGAACCUCGACUGUUACACUGAAAAGUGCGUCAUGAACAACUACUUUGGCAUCGGGCUGGAUGCGAAGAUCUCACUGGACUUCAACAACAAGAGAGAUGAGCACCCCGAGAAGUGCAGGAGCCGCACCAAGAACAUGAUGUGGUAUGGGGUGCUGGGCACUAAGGAGCUGCUGCAUAGAACCUACCGGAACCUGGAGCAGAAGGUGCUGCUGGAGUGCGAUGGGCGACCCAUCCCCCUGCCCAGCCUCCAGGGCAUCGCAGUCCUCAACAUUCCCAGCUACGCCGGAGGGACCAACUUCUGGGGUGGUACCAAGGAAGAUGAUACUUUUGCAGCCCCAUCCUUCGACGACAAGAUCCUGGAGGUGGUUGCCGUGUUCGGCAGCAUGCAGAUGGCAGUCUCCCGGGUCAUCCGGCUGCAGCACCACCGCAUUGCCCAGUGUCGAACUGUGAAGAUCUCCAUCCUGGGAGACGAGGGUGUCCCUGUGCAGGUGGACGGCGAGGCCUGGAUCCAGCCCCCGGGGUAUAUCCGCAUCGUCCACAAGAACCGGGCACAGACGCUUACCAGGGACAGGGCAUUUGAGAGCACCCUGAAAUCCUGGGAAGACAAGCAGAAGUGUGAGCUGCCGCGUCCCCCCUCCUUCUCUCUGCACCCUGAAAUCCUUUCCGAGGAAGAGGCAACCCAGAUGGACCAGUUUGGGCAGGCGGCGGGAGCCCUCAUCCACAGCAUCCGGGAGGUCGCGCUGUCGCACCGGGACAUGGAACAGGAGCUGGCUCAUGCCGUCAACGCCAGCUCCAAGGCCAUGGAGCGGGUGUACGGAAGACCCCGGAGCUCAGAGGGCCUCCCGUGCAGCAGCGUCCUGGAGAUGGUGAGCAAUGUGAAGGCACUGCGCAGCGAAACGGAACUGCUGCUGGCCGGGAAGAUGGCCCUGCAGCUAGACCCUCCCCAGAAGGAGCGUCUGGGAGCUGCGCUCACGGAGAUGGACCAGCAGCUCAGGAAGCUGAUGGACACGCCCUGGCUGUGCCAGUCCCAGGAGCCAGGAGACGACGAGAACGCCAUCCUGGAUCUCUCCAAGCGCAGCCGCAGUGCCAAGUUCCGCCUCGUGCCCAAGUUCAAGAAGGAGAAGAACAACAAGAACAAGGAAGCACUCAGCAGCCUGGGCGCCCCGGCACACCUAUGGGGGCCGGAGGAGGUGGCGGCCUGGCUGGAGCGCUUGAGCCUCUGUGAAUACAAGGACACCUUUAUGCGUCAUGACAUCCGGGGCUCUGAACUCCUGCACCUGGAGCGAAGGGACCUCAAGGACCUGGGCGUGACGAAGGUGGGCCAUAUGAAGCGGAUCCUAUGCGGCGUGAAGGCGCUGAGGCGCGGUGGGCCUGCAGCCGAGGCCUAGUGGCAGCCCUGGUGGCCUGUGGCCCAGACGCAGCCCACGGAAGGCUGGUGCUCAUGGUGCUAGAAUCCCACCGCCUGGAUAGGACCCGCCAUGCCCGAGCGGAUCCACCAACGCAGCUACCUUGGCCGAGGGGCCCCUGUUCCUGGAUCCCCACGACCCGGCUCCAGUGGUGUGGGACCUGCCAGCAAGUUGUGGGCCCCGCAAAGUGCCCCCUUUCCUGCUGGCAGGUGGUGGCAUGUGCUUCAAGGCCUGCUUGCCUGGUUUUGGAGUGUCACCAGAGCCGGUGGCUGUCCCACUCAGCAGGGUCCCAGGGCUGGGCUGCUGCCUCCUCUGACCAGGGACCAAAUCCAUCCUGAUCACUUCCAGGAUGCUAUGGGUGAUGGACUUGGUGGGGAGGCUCUGAAAACGCCUCUCACCUCUGGGGCCAGGUUGGGGCAGGGUAAGGGACAUCCCAGGUCACACUGCUGGGACCCUGCUUCCUACUGCGGACUCAGUGUGUGCUUCCAGAGGAAUGAGGUUCUCAGAGGGGUUCAGGACCCACAGGGCCCUGUGCUGCAGAUUCGUGGGCUCCCGUCUCUGGCUUGGGGCCGCUCCCACUCUUCCUUUGCCCAGGCUCCCAAGCCAGGCAGGAGAUGCCUCGGGUUCUCCCGUCUUCCCAUGCAGUGCUUGCCUCCACAGGACAGCCGCUGGGGAAGAGGGAGGAGGGAGGAGGGAGGAGGGAAAGGGCCAAGCUGGGCCUGGGAGCAGCAGUUUCUGGGCUGCAACUCGUCUCAGCACUCGGCAAUGGUGACAGUGACAGUGUCAGCACAGCAAGGCGGGGGCUUGUGGGCUGUCCUGCCAGAGGGACCCCCGUACCCCGGAGCAAAGGCGUGAGUCCUCUCCUAUUUAUGACCCUAAUUUAUACAGUACCCCCGAGGAGCCCAGGCCUUUGUAAUGCUGUGUACAGACCUACUUCCAGUGUGAGCCCCAUUCCAUGUAAAAUAAAACGCCUGUUUUCAUCUUC